Messenger RNA from Caenorhabditis sp. 36 PRJEB53466, 537 nucleotides. NCBI's taxonomy places the organism in Eukaryota, Metazoa, Nematoda, Chromadorea, Rhabditida, Rhabditidae. The record is from the annotation of a GenBank genome assembly.
AUGGCUCCAAACAAAGUGGGAAAGGCUAUCAAGGCCAAGAAAGCCGUCGUCAAGGGAAGCAAGACUAACGUUCGCAAGAAUGUCCGCACUUCGGUUCAUUUCAGACGCCCGAAGACCCUCACGGUCGCUAGAGCUCCGAGGUAAGUAGUUCGUCAUUUCUAGAGUGCAAGCCCUUUUAAAUGCUGAUCAUUGUUCCAGAUACCUUCGCAAAUCUGCCCCUACCCGAAGCAAGCUUGACAACUUCGCCAUCAUUAAGGCUCCGCACACCACUGAGAGCUCGAUGAAGAAGAUCGAAGACCACAACACCCUCGUCUUCAUCGUCGAUGAAAAGGCCAACAAACAUCACAUCAAGCAGGCUGUCCACGCCCUCUACAACGUCAAGGCUAUCAAGGUGAAUAACGAAGAGUACUGCGAAUGAUGAAUUGGAUUGUUCAGGUUAACACUCUCAUCACGCCUCUUCAGGAGAAGAAGGCCUACGUGCGACUGUCCCAGGACUACGACGCUCUGGAUGUUGCCAACAAGAUCGGAUUCAUCUAA